CCUUAACUUAUUGAAAAAAAAAAAAGAAGAGGGAAUCUAUAAUAUUUUGGGUCAAUGAGCAAAGCCACCACUCGUACUAUCAUGAGUCACCGUAUCCUGUCACCAAAUCACGACUACGAUGCCGUAGAUCAUCCACAUGAUCAACCGAUGUUACAACUAUCCGGUUCCAUAUUCGGGUUCCUCGAAGAAGAAGUAAACAUAUUAUCAUCUCCCGAAAACGAUAUAUAUGACAGUCAACAUAAUAUAGAAGAAGAUGGAGAUGAGACCGAAAACCCGGAAGAUAUUGAACAUAAGAUCAAAUUUUGGGAGACACAAUGCCAAAAUUUACAUACAACGUUGUUUAGGACAACAAGUUUAGAAUCCAAAAUCCGAAGUAUAACAAAAGAAAUACUAAAGGAAGUUGCGAAUGUUUGUUUGUGCUCUAUACCGGUUGUUGGUGGUUGCCAGAGUUGCAAGAUGAGAGAAAUUUGUAGCAGGCUACAAAAUUCUGGUUAUAAUUCAGCUAUUUGCAAGUCCAAAUGGAAGAGCUCUUUAGAUAUUCCUUCAGGAGAACACACGUUUGUGGACGUGAUCGACAACACUAAUCCAAAGAAAGGAGAGGUGAGAGUGAUAAUCGAGUUGGAAUUACGCGGCCAAUUUGAGAUGAAGAAAGGAAGUCAGGAAUACAACAAUCUUGUAUCUAAAAUUCCCGAAGUAUUCGUGGGAAAAUUUGAUAGAUUACAAAGUGUAGUCAAAAUAGUUACCAACGCGGCCAAGAAAUGCAUGAAGGAAAAGAAAAUGCAUUUGGGGCCGUGGAGAAAACAAGAGUAUAUGCAAGCCAAGUGGCUUAGAGUAACCGAACGGACUACUACCACGAAGACCUUAAUCAUCAAACCAUUAAUGGCAGUCGAUGGUUAUUUGACACGACCGGCGAAGGUUAAAGCGUCAAUGCUAACGAUGGAUCUUCUAGACAACAACAUGUCGAAUAUGUCGUACUUGUAUGCACAUACCGUUCAAGUUUUGUAGAAAAUCAUAUCGUAUAAUUAAUUAAUAAGAUAUAUGUGCGUACCCAAAUUAUGCACAUACUUGUAUGA
Molecule: messenger RNA, 1073 nt
Organism: Erigeron canadensis
Lineage: Eukaryota; Viridiplantae; Streptophyta; Magnoliopsida; Asterales; Asteraceae
Exons: 3
Coding region: 55-1005 (316 amino acids)
Source: RefSeq, a predicted model, not a curated record